Galleria mellonella (greater wax moth) is the source of this 11549-nucleotide messenger RNA. It is a transcript of the gene Trpm, whose product is annotated as transient receptor potential cation channel trpm. Gene Ontology annotation, cellular component: membrane. Gene Ontology annotation, biological process: protein tetramerization; monoatomic cation transmembrane transport. The record is from RefSeq and is a predicted model, not a curated record. The coding region runs from base 673 to 5934 and encodes 1753 amino acids. NCBI's taxonomy places the organism in Eukaryota, Metazoa, Arthropoda, Insecta, Lepidoptera, Pyralidae. The transcript has 35 exons. Gene Ontology annotation, molecular function: monoatomic cation channel activity.
UUCGGCUCGAAAUGUCUAUUUAGUUGUUACAGACAUAUAUGGCGUCGCGCUCGUAUUUUGAAAAUAUGCGCAUUCCAAAUUUAAAUAAAUUAAUUAGUAUUGAGUAAUAACGGUAUUAAAGUAAAUAUUCCAAAUUCAAAACAAACGGCCAAUGUGAUGUGAAAUAUUUAGUUUUGAAUAAAGUGGGUAUAAAUUAAUAAAGUUCUUAGAAAGUGUAUGAAAUGUGUAUAAUUAAGUAACUAGUUUGUGUUACCGUUUUGGUGCGAUAUUUCCAAGAAACGUCUGUAUUAAGUUGGUUAAAAAUUAGUUUAUUACUUACGCCUACUGACAUCUCUCGUCACGUCGCGUCGCGUCGGUACGCCAUGCGCCUUCUAAUCCGUAAAAUUGCUUUGUCUUUCGACUGAAGUAACAAAUCACUAGUCUUUUGUUUUAAUACUAAACAAUUAAAAAUAUGAAAAAAAAAUCAUAUAUCGUAAAUCCACGUAGCCGUUAUAGUUAAGUCAGAAAUAGUAUCGCACCUUAGUACUAAAUGGCGUUGUAAAUAUGAAAAUAAGCGUGACAUGAUGUCGAAAGGACAGAAGAGCAAUAUUGCAAUUUCCAUAAAAAGCAUCUAAAAAGUAGUGAAAGCAACAACGAAAAAGUUGAUAAGACUAUUAGUGAUAAGUGUAUAAGAUGACGUCAUUAGGCAUCCCCACUGAGGCACCUGUGCACACUAUAUUGUAUACAUCUGCGUAUACGCAGAAGACUAUUAAAGCGGUAUUGACGAAGAAAACAACACGCAGUUGGAUCGAGAGCACAUUUCAGAAGAGGGAGUGCAAAUUCUUCGUAGCAAGCGCGAAGGACGAGCAUGUGUGCUGGUGUGGUCUAAGCAGAGCGGCUCACGGCGCAAAUGUGGCAGUGGCAGCGGCGGGAGAGGCGUGGGUGCCAGCAAGGCACACCCAGGCGGCACCCACCGACGCGUACGGCACUGUCGAAUUCCAAGGCGGGCCACACCCCACGAAAGCACAGUAUGUCCGUCUUUCUCACGACACCCGUCCCGAGCUGAUAGUCCAACUGCUGACAAGAGAGUGGGCCCUAGACAGGCCGAAACUCCUAAUCACAAUCCAGGGUGGAAAAGCCAACUUCGAUCUAAAACCUAAAUUGAAGAAGGUUUUGAGGAAAGGCCUUUUGAAAGCUGCAAAGACCACUGGUGCUUGGAUUUUCACUGGAGGAACUAACACGGGUGUAACACGACAAGUGGGUGACGCACUCCAGCUAGAGAGAUCGCAACGAGCUGGCAGAGUUGUAAGCAUCGGUAUAGCACCAUGGGGCAUUGUGGAAGGAGCCAACGAGCUUAUUGGAAAAGGAAGGGAUGUGCCCUACCACGCAAUAGCUUCACCAAGAUCAAAAUUAGCUGUGCUUAACAACAGACACGCAUAUUUCCUAUUAGUAGACAACGGGUCCGUCGGUCGAUAUGGAGCGGAGAUUGUUCUUCGAAGAAAACUUGAGAAGUACAUUGCGGCGCAAAAACUACAUCCAUAUACCCACUCGUCUACUCCUGUAGUGUGUUUGGUGAUCGAAGGCGGUACAAAUACAGUGCGAGCUGUGCUGGAGUAUGUGACAGACAACCCUCCCGUCCCGGUGGUGGUGUGUGACGGUAGCGGGAGAGCGGCUGACCUCAUUGCGUUUGUACACAAGUAUGCAUCGGAGAGUGGAGAGCAGACCGUGCUAGAGUCGAUGCGAGAUUUCGUCAUAGGUACUAUACAGAAAACUUUCGAGGUCGGACUGCAGCAAGCGGAGUGCCUGUACAGCGAGUUAUUGCAAUGCACGCGGAAAAAGAACUUGAUCACGGUGUUCAGAAUACAAGAGCGGGCAGAAGGCGGCGAGGUCCAAGAGUUGGACCAAGUAAUCCUCACAGCGUUAUUCAGAGCCCAACACCUCUCACCAAGCGAGCAGCUGUCCCUUGCUCUCACAUGGAACCGUGUUGACAUCGCCAGAUCCGAGAUCUUCGUGUAUGGACAAGAAUGGCCACCAGGUGCACUCGACGAAGCAAUGAUGCAAGCUCUAGAACACGACCGAAUAGACUUUGUCAAACUGCUUCUAGAAAAUGGGGUAUCUAUGAGAAAGUUUCUCACCAUACCUCGACUGGAAGAGCUGUAUAACACCAAGAGUGGACCCAGUAAUACCUUGAGGUAUAUCCUGAGAGAUGUUAGACCACAUCUGCCUAGGGGAUAUGUGUACACACUCCAUGAUAUCGGCUUGGUGAUCAAUAAGCUCAUGGGUGGAGCCUAUAGGUGUUACUACACUCGCCGCAAGUUCCGUCCGAUCUACGCUAAAGUCAUGAACAAAAGCGUCAACGUACACCGCAAUAGCGCGUCAUUCACGCGCCACAACGCUGGCGGCCUCUCGCUCAUCACCGGGUUUAUGCCGGUCACUACCGAGAUGGCGCUUUUCGACUAUCCGUUCAACGAGUUACUGAUGUGGGCAGUUCUGACAAAAAGACACCAAAUGGCCUUAUUGAUGUGGACACAUGGCGAGGAAGCGCUGGCUAAAUCAUUAGUCGCGUGCAAAUUGUACAAAGCCAUGGCACAUGAGGCUGCUGAAGAUGACAUGGAAACAGAGGUCUACGAGGAGCUGAGACAUUAUGGGAAAGAAUUUGAAAAUAAAGCCUUGGAAUUAUUGGAUUAUUGCUAUCGCCAAGACGACGAUCAAGCUCAACAACUUCUGACUUGUGAACUUCAAAAUUGGUCUGGGCAGACAUGUCUGAGUUUGGCUGUAGCAGCGAACCAUCGGGCGUUACUAGCUCACCCGUGCUCGCAAAUUAUACUCGCCGACCUCUGGAUGGGCGGUCUCAGGACCAGAAAGAAUACAAAUCUGAAGGUAAUUCUGAGCCUGCUGUGUCCACUCUACAUUCUCCAACUGGAGUUCAAGUCGAAGGAAGAGCUGCAGCUGAUGCCCCAGACAGAGGAAGAGCAUCUUGAAAACGAGAGCAUGGAGGACGAUAGAAGCACCAAGGACCCCAACGACGUCGAGGUGGGCGUUGUGAAAAGGCGCACGCUUUCUAUCAAGAAGAUAAUUCCUCCAGGGCAACAGAGUAAAACACCGAAGGCGUUGAUUGGCUCAGGGGCCGAAUGCGAAACUCGUGUCGAUCAGAAUGGGAAAGUUGGUAAAAUAGGAUGGGAGCCAUCGUACAGAGAGUUGCCGGAAUAUCACGCGCCUGAGGACAAGCGGAUGAGACCCCUGCGGCUCAGGAAGAAAAUUUACGAGUUCUUUACGGCGCCGAUUACCAAAUUCUGGGCUGAUUCUAUUGCCUAUAUAUUGUUCCUAUUGAUGUUUACAUAUACAGUAUUAGUCAAGAUGGCCCCGACGCCGUCCUGGCCGGAGAUAUAUUCCAUAUGUUAUAUAUUAACGUUCUUAUGUGAGAAAAUAAGAGAAAUCAUUACGUCCGAACCAGUUGCUAUUAGACAUAAGUUCAGUGUGUGGGCCUGGAAUAUGUGGAACACGUAUGAUGCCGGUUUUAUUAUUUUUUUUCUGGUCGGCCUCACCCUUAGGCUAAGGGCCGGCUCUAUGGACGUCGGUAGAGUCAUAUACUGCGUCGAUAUCAUAUACUGGUACUUAAGAAUAUUGAAUAUAUUGGGAGUUAAUAAGUACUUAGGUCCUCUAGUCACAAUGAUGGGUAAGAUGGUUAAAAAUAUGAUAUACUUCGUGGUGCUAUUAUUAGUGGUGCUUAUGUCGUUCGGUGUGGCGCGACAGGCCAUACUCUAUCCAGAUAAGGACGCUAGCUGGUAUCUCAUUAGAGAGGUAUUCUUCCAGCCGUACUUCAUGUUGUACGGCGAAGUGUUCGCCCCGGACAUCGAUCCCGAGUGCGGCCUGGACAUCAGCGAUAGGAAGUGCGUCACGGGCCGGUGGAUCACACCCAUCGCUAUGACGAUAUACCUGCUCGUCGCCAACAUAUUGCUCAUAAACCUACUCAUUGCCGUAUUUAAUAAUAUAUUUAACGAAGUCAAUGAAAUCUCGCAUCAGGUGUGGAUGUUCCAACGGUUCACUGUGGUGAUGGAGUACGAGCAGAAGCCAGUACUUCCGCCACCAUUAAUCAUCUUCUGCCACAUAUACGCCACCUGCAAAUGGGUUACGAGGAAUGUUUCUCACAAACGCUUCCAGUACGACAAUGGACUGAAGCUGUUCCUCGAGAAGGAGGAUAUGGAACGGCUCUACGACUUCGAGGAAGAAUGCGUUGAGGGAUACUUUAGGGAACAAGAAGUAAAACUAUCUAAUUCUAUAGAAGAAAGAGUAAGAAAUACAACUGAUAAGGUAGAACAUAUCACGACUAAAAUGGAAGACUUAAAUCAGAAAGCUAAUUGCCAAAUACAAUCAAUACAGAGUGUAGAAUUUAGGUUAAGAAAACUAGAAGAUACGGCGGAGCAGACUAUGAAUCACUUAGCUGUCAUACAUCGAUUCAUGGCAACUCACCCAUCGCUUGUAAAUAGAGGCUCCACAGACACCCUGGGACCACCACCACCGACUUUCUCGUCUGGAGGCUGCAGGCUUAGAACCGCUAGCGACAGAUCCGAGGUGCUGUCCGAUAGCGACACGGGCGCGGCCCGCUUCGCCGUCCGGCCCGUACAAGAGGAGGACGAGCACGACUCCCAGCCCUCCGACGACGAACUUGCGCAUUCAGGCCCUGAAGUCGGGCCGGAAAAGGAACCAGAAGCCGACUCGGCCUCUUCGUCCUCAGGCGGCAGUGUGGCGGGUCCAGACGUGACUGUAAUCAGACCUCAACCACCUAUCACGCCCGCGAGGCAACGAUCUUCCGAUAGCAAUAGGACAGAGCCAAGUGACGAGAAGAAAGUGCCAUCAUCAACCGACGACGCCUUCCUACCUGAAGUACGCGAGAUGCCUUCAGAUCUUCAAAGCCUGCGUCCUCGCACCACCUCAGCUGGCACUCGACGUACUGCCAACACAAGACGGAGACGGUUGUGGAAACAGCGUUCAGAGGGCGGCAACGACUGCGGCAUGGGUGGCCAUCACUCAGCCCAGCACUUGGCGCCGCGCAGACAGCACAGUCAGACCCAUUCGGAACCCGACAACUCGGCCGUCGACGCCGGAUCCGUACAUAACUCUGUCACUGGCCGUCAGUGCGGGUGGGAAGCGACAGGUGGCGCGGCGGGCGUCCCGUCCGGCCGGGCGCGGGUUGGGGCGCCUCCCAGGUCGCUGCUGCUGGCCAUGCACGAGUACACCAGCAUCACGGAUGAACUGGAGACCGUGUAUGGAUUGUUCUCGCCGCCGCACACGCCAAGAACACCGAUCACGUCCCGUCUAUUGUCGCCGGCGAGAGCGGCCUCGCCUUCCGUACGGAGGCGCCACGCCAGCGAAAUGUCGAACCCAGAGUUCGCACUCUUCAUGGAGAAGGAGCAUCUACGAGGUGCUGAGGAAGACGACUACAUCAUCAUGGAGAACCUCAUACAGAGACGUAGCCUAGAAAUGGGGUCUGUCUUGGGCAGAUAUGAGGAAGAGGCCGGGGAGGGUGGGGAGGGGGGCAGCGGGGAGCCUGGGGGCAUCAGCAUCAGCGUCUGCCUCAACACCAGUGCGGAGGAGCAGACGUCGAGUCAGCCGCAGCAAACCACCAGCCUGCUCACUGUCGGCGACAGACGAUUGCCACACCAGAGGCAUUCUCUGCGGAGGUCGUCAGCUAUCGACAGCCGCGAGCUGCCUUCGCCGCUGCAGCCGCUGCUGGGAGACGACUCCUGCGGCGAGGUGCUGCUACCUGUGCCUAGGCAACCGUCUGGUGACACGAACGCAUCGAGCGACUUAUCACUGUCGCACAUGGUAAGCGAGAACCUUCCACCUCGACCCUCCAUAGUACUGGACUCGUCCCAGCUGCCGCGUCAGAGGUCCGCCGAGCAACCUCAGCAGCCGCAACCACCCGCCCCCUCGCGGCCGGAAACCAUGUGCUAAAGAGCUUAGUAACAUCAACAUCAUCGAUUCACAAAUACAAUUCCCACGAAGAAUAUCCAUAAUCCAAAUUCUUAAUACCCACUCAGCGGAACUGUGGAGCUAUAGUCAUAAUAAUGUUAUUAUAUUGUCAUAUCAGCCGUUAACUGUCCACUGCUGAGCAUAUCCUCCUCUUAAGGGGGGGUUUUGCCAAUAGUUGCCACGUUUGGCAAGCGGGUUGGCAACCGCAGUUUUGCGUUUGGUGAUGUUUUAAGAGGGACGCUGCUGCCAAUCUCUCGAUCAUAAACUCCCUUAGUCGCCUCUUAUGACUCCUACGGAAACGGAAGGGGUGGUCUAUUCUAUGCCGGAACCUACACGACUAAUAAUGUAAUAACACCAAAUACGUUAAUGUUAUAUCGUUUUGAGGCACGUCUUCCCGUUACCGUUGAGACGGCCAUUUUGGAUCCCACUUUUCGGUGUUGAACCUUUCUAGACGACGAGUUUGUUAGCCCUAUACUGUCCUCUGUGUGAUCUAUUAGUAGACUGAAUUGAAUACGAUUCUAAAAUAACCAUAUCGAAAUUUCAAUUUCAAACUAUCGCUAAGUGUGAAUUAACUUCGUCGAUGGGAAAGACUAGACUUGUCCCCUGUUUAAAAUCUAAUUUUGCUUCAACAUCUUGUAUUGUUCGUUAUAUAAAUAAACGGUCUUUCUCAUUGAUUAUCGCUGUACAUACGCUAAAUGUCGAACUAUUUAAAUUGUAACUUCUGUAGAUGCAUGAUUUAUUAUCAUGUAAAAUUUCAUAUUUAUCAAAACAAUAUCAAAUCAUAGAGAUUAUUUAAUUAAUAGUUAAAUAGAUAUAUAAACUGUAAAGAUGUAAUAGAUACAAUUGAUAUCUCACACCAGGGCCGUAGCUAGACCCAUUUUUAAAUUAGGGCCAAAGAACUUUUUGAUAGGGCAGAAGCCAUAAUGUGACUUCGAAAAGGCGAAUCUGCCGAAUUUUCUUCGGGCCUUUCAUUUUAAGGCAGGGCAUUGGGCCUUCUAAGGUAGGGCAUUGCCCCUCAAUGCCCCUCCCCCUAGCUACGGCCAUGUCUUACACAAAACAGAAAAACAUUCAUUGUUAUCUCUUUCUGUAUUGAAUUCAAAUGGCAAACCUUAUUAAUAUACAAACACAACAAAAUGAACAGUUUAUAAAAAGUACAAGAAACGCAUAUUGAAAUUAUAUUAAUAUCGGGGUGAACGCCACAAAAGAAAAAAAAAAUUAUAUUAAACAUUCUCUUACUGUGAAAAGGUCAAAAACAUGAAGUCAAUUUAUUCUCAUAAUAUUUCAUUUAAAUGAAUACAUUAUGAGACUUCAACUACUUUUGUUGUUUAAGAAAAAUUGUGUUCUUGAAAGCGAAACAUUAAUUUGAUAUUCAAUAGAAAUGGAAUAUAUCAUACUCGUGUCAUGUCUAAAUAAAUUAGAACAACAUAUUGCAGAAGUAUCAAUUGUAUCUACAUAUAUGAAGCACCGAAGAUAGUGUACAGAGUUUAAGAUUUCAGACGUUAAGAACUAGGGAAUGACAUACGACAAUACAAGUAUUAGUGCUCACGUUGUAAAUACAUUGUUGUCUGAGAGUUAAACAGUGAUAAAAUAUAAAAUCGGAACUGAGGUUUAUAAUAAUGUAUUUAUAAUAAUAGAAUACGGUAGACUACAGUUUGUAUUAUCUCAUAUAAGCAAUCGUUCGAUUCUGGAAAUGGAAAUUAAAUGUUUACUAAAUGAGUUUUGCUUAUUGACAGUAAUUAUUUUAAGCUUUCGAACGUCUACGUAAUGAAUUAAUUUUUGUUAAAUUCCGCCAUUAUUGCUUAAUGAUAUUACGUAUUUUACAUCAGGAGUACGUUUUGCAAAAUAAAUCUAUUGAAACUUGAAAGUAGGCAAAACGUCAAGCUAUCAAUGUAAUACAAUGGCGGAUCUUAAUGUAAUCUUAGUGUAAUGGCGGACUUUAAUGUAACGUUAGUGCAAUGGCGGAAUUAUGCAAAUUACCACUGAUUCAACGGAUUGUAAACCUAAUUGACUUUUGCAAUCAAGAUCAUUAAUAGUAAAUGUUAAACAUAUCAAUCAUAAUUAUUUUUUGUGCAAAUUUUUAACUACUUAAAUAUAGAUUAACGUUUAAAUGGACGACCAAUUUUUAAUUACUAAUAUAUAUUAGUUAUUUGUUUUGGACCAAUAGAUAUCAAUUGCCAGAAGUUAAUGUUUCGCAAAUAAAGGAAUUGGAAUUAUAUUAAAAGCUUCUAUGAGAUAGUUACCUGGUCUAGAUACACAUAAUAAUAAUAUAUUAUAUAUACAUAUAUAUAUAUAUAUAUAUAUAUAUAUAUAUAUAUAUAUAUAUAUAUAUAGGUAAUUUUUCAGUUUUUCUUUCAACAGUAGAUUUUUAUAUUUAUUAAUCUUUAAAUAAAAAAUAGAUUAGUUACUAAAGUGUUAAAUAAAAGUUACCCUUCAAUGAUACUGGAUAGCUAUUUAGCCUCUUUAAUACUUCGCUCCUCCUAUAUAAAUUGAUAACAAUGAAAAAUCACAAAUUUUACGGGAAAUCUGGACGUUGCGAUUCUAAAUAGUGGGACUCUUAAUUUUACACCAAGUUAUUAAAAAUUAAAAUUAAAAAAUAUAUUCCGACAAAGUUCCAUAUCACUCCUCACCAUGUCAAAUUUAAAGCUAUCGACUGACUUAAGAUUUUAUUUAUAGUAACAUUCAGAAUGAAAAAAGCACAAAGGUAUCAGUUUGUUCGUUCUGCACUCAAUUUACGAAUUGUGCUAAUGUUCGCCCACAUGUAAUAUUAUAUUCAAAAUUGAAAAAUGGUUUAUUAAUUAUUGUAUAUAAUAUUUAAAAAUUAUGAAUAUUAUAUACAAAUAUAUGUAAAAAAUAUAAUCUAUCUAUUAUAUACACACCUUACAUCUACGUGCUACAUGUAUUUAUUAAAUAUUAUUUUAUGUAACAGUUCAGAAGUGUUUUUAAACAGAAAAAACAAAAUUGGUUAUUACUGUUUUCAAUUAAAUUCUUAUUAUAAAAUAUAUAAUACUUAAAAUGUGAGUACACAAUAAAAGAUAAAUGUGUAUGUAUAGAGUUAUCUUUUAUUUUGUAUGUGUAUUUAUUUGUGUUAAAUGUAUGUUUUAUGUUCAAAUGACGCAGGUCAGUCGCCAGCUUUAUACUGUAUCACAGAGAACUAUAAGUACCGAGAUUAACCGUAAUUUAUCGAUGAAAACAAUUCGAAUACAAACGGCGAUCUCGUUGUGUUCAUUUGUACCAAAUAUUUAAUGCAAAGUUUUAACAUUUAAUUUUAUUUGCAGUACAAUAAAACGGUAUCAUCUUUGUAUAUAAUUGUAAAGUGGUAAAUCAAUGAAGUAACAUGUAUAUUUAUUACAUAGAUGACUUUUUUAAUAAUUUAAUAAUGGUAUAGUGUAAUUAAAUGAACGCAAUAAGUUAUUUUAAUUUAUAGUUAAGACUCACAUGCUACCCCAUAUUAUAAUCAUGGUUGCUCCAUUGAAUGCAUGCAUGUAUGUUUUGAAAAAGCAAUAAAAUUAACUGUGAAUUAUCGAAGAUUAAUAAAAUAAAUAAACAAAGUCAAUCAGAUACAUUUUUAAUGUUUAGUAAAUAAUAAAACAGCUAAUGCACUUUGUCUAGUGUCAGAUAAAUUUAUUACGAAAAACAAGGAAUGUAUUAUUUUAUUUACACAAUUGAAGAAAAUAAAAAUCAUCGGUUACAUUUGUCAUUAUUAAGAGGCAGUUGACAUUCAGUAGAAUGAUAUAUAACUCGCCCUUAAGGCAAUAAAAAUCCAGUUAACGCAGUCGCUUUUUCCAAAUACCUACUAACUUUUUAGUAGCUUCUAGAAAAUUAAAUAGUACGAAGUUCUUUCAGUUUAUUGCCGUACGAAGUGUAAGGAAAAUAAAUUAGGUACUAUAAGGGUGUUCGCACACGAGUCGCAGCGUGGGCGUAAUAGUAAAGAAUGCACGAAGUAUGCUAAUCUCGUACCAUAUUGUGCAUUCUGCACUGUUAUAUUAAGGAAUUGAAUUUUAUAUUAAAUUCCCCCCCCCCCUUCAAGUUACCGAUAUACUUCUUACAAAUUUUAAAAAUAGAAUUAUAAGAUCGUACAGAUAAUUACAUUGUAAGAUUACAUUUUUACUUUGUGUAAGACCUACGCUACGAGUCGUGUGUAAAUGCAUCUGAAAUUCUUGUUUGCAAUUCGUUUUUAAACUAUAUGUUACCUUUAAAAGCUAUAUAUUAUAUUCCUUUAGUGUUUACCUAUAAUUUAAUACGGUCAAAAGAAAAUAAUGAAAUUUGUUAUUUUUUACUCAAUAUUAAUCAUUUAUUAUCUUUUAAUGAUUACAAUCUUUAAAACUAUAUUCGUUUUAGUACAGCAAGAAAUUCCAUUUAUUUGUAUUAUUUUUUUUAUAAAUUUUAAGUUAUGCUUAAUUUCAAGGUCUGUUAUUUACUAACAUAAUCAAGUUAACGACUGCUGCUUACCUUUAGUAUUCAGCAUUAUUACAUAUAAAAAUGUAUUAGGUACUUUUUCAUGUAAACAUAUUUACGUUUUAUACAUAUCAAAAGAAAAAUUUUAUUUUUCACGUUAAGUUUUAUCCGAGACAAUGUGAAUAACAUCUACUUAGUAUUACAUAUAAAAUACAAUGGUUUUUUUUAUCGCAGAUAUAAUUACUUCUGAAUUCGAUUAAGUACAAUACAGAACUCAUUAAUUGUAAAAAAAAUCGCUCGAAAUAAAUUUCAAUCCAAGCAUUAUUAUCGACAUUAGCGAAUAAUGAAAUUGUAAAUAAUUUGUAAAUGACAAACGUUAUUUUUUACCAAAACGAAAUGUUCGACAGAGUCAUGAGGAACGCCUCGCAAGCCUCCGCUUCACAGAGCACGACCUCGUGGUUAUUUUUAAUCAAAUCUCUCAAUUCAUCUUUAUCUUUUAGCACAAUACUUAAAUUAUAAUUAUUAAAACGAUCGUCCUUAUUGGGAGUUCUAAGCUUGUCACAAAUGGUGUAGAUAACAUUAGUUUUUAGUAUCUGCAGCAAUCGGCAACGGAUCUUACGUUGGCCAUUGAACAAUACCAGCGUAUGAUCCGUUAUUUCAAAAUUUGAUUAAUACACAAAAAACAGAUGAGAUGUAUCAGAGAUGAACGACGAUAAGCACUGAAAAGAUAAAAAAAUAAAAUUUUACUCUCAUUUCUAAUCAACUGAUGAUGUUUCUAAAAAUAUUCCAGAUAUGAAGUUUAAUUUUUCCAUAAGUUCCAUUCCAUCUAUACUUUUUUUUUUUAAUUAGCUCAAAAAAAUUCUAUUUAAUUUAAUUGGGAAUUUAAUUUUCUUACAAUUGUUCUACGUCAAAUACGCUAGUAUCUAAAAACUGUACUUAAAAGUCUUAGGUGAGAAUUCUAAAUUCAUUUACAGAUCAUUACAAUGAUACAGAUUUAUCAUUGCAUAUUUUUUUUAAUUGACAUAAUACCGGUAUCGGUUGAUAUAACGUGCAGAUACUUGACGGUGAAACAUAAUCUACACUGUGUGUGGUGACCUUUACUCUAUAUUUGAAUCAUCAAUUUUUCAGAGUGAUAGUUCUACUUCGUCUGUGUUAUGUAAACAUAUGUACAAUAAUACAAUAAAUAUAUUUGUGAUAUUAAA